This is a messenger RNA of Linnemannia hyalina, 1428 nucleotides long. Lineage: Eukaryota; Fungi; Mortierellomycota; Mortierellomycetes; Mortierellales; Mortierellaceae. The record is from the annotation of a GenBank genome assembly.
AUGGCUCUAUUGACAUAUGUAGGCUUUCAUUACAACGAGAGCAUCCCUUACGACCUUAAUUUACUUGCCCAUCGUGCCCUAGCCAUCGACUUCAUAUCUGAGAUGAAGGUCGACAGACCUGACGUUAUCGACUUCCUUCUCCAGGAAAUACAUCCGAAACAGAGCAUGACACAGGAACAGACCCCGACACAGGAACAUAGCACGACACAAAUUCAGUUUCACCAUUACAUCCCAAGGUUCAUUCUCAAGACGUUUGCGGACAACUUCUCGCUUAGCAACAACGAGUUCACUACGGACACCUCAAACCCCAAUCUCUCAUGGUUCAAGACAAGAAAUCCUAGUAAGCCCAGACGCAAAGUGCGGCCCAGACACGACAUCAAUAUCUACCGAGUAGAGGACCACACCACGAAUCCGAUCGACGUCUCACGAGCGUAUGGUGCCGAGGACAUGUACCGGGAUGUUACCGAGGCCGAUUGCAUGAAGUUUGAAAAGCUUCUUGCCAAACAUGAGUCCACUUCUGCUACGUUUAUCCGACAGAUUUGGAAUGAGGACGGAGACCUUUCGUUGACCCGAACCCAACUCGGGGAUAUGAAGAAGUUUCUGUGUGUUAUGAUGUACCGUAGCGAGUACCGCAGAAGUCAUUAUUUUAACCAGAGAUUUGACCUCCUCUUCGAGAUGUCAGUCAAAAGACACAUGGACCACAAUAAGCUCUCCAACGCUCAGACAGUCUGGUUCGAGAACCUCAAGUGGAUCAUCGAGGCCCCCGUCGAGGAUAUCGUGGAGGAGUAUCGGAAAUCUAUUGUGGCGAGAGUCGAGUCAGAGACACCUACCGCGCUUUUAAGUCCAUACCAGGGACCGAUUCAUGCUGCUGAACUGGAGGACUUCGGCUAUUUGAUGACACAAACAAUUACCUGCAUCUGGCAGGCAGAGACAGGGUCGGAAUUCAUCCUAUCCGAGGCUUGCUUUGGUGCUUGGGAAGGCGACACUGGCAUCUGGUUCCACAAUUUUUUCGUCGUCUCGCCCCGAUUCGCGAUCGUCCUGGUCAACCCUCUUUACAUGGCCGAGAAGAACAAGCAGAAACCUCGUUGGACCUCGAUGUUUGAGGGCAAGCUUCAUGUCAUUCCAGAGACCAUCUACAAGAAGGGACCUUGGUCCAAGGAUGUGGACCUCGCGACUCAUUCCUCUCCGGACGAUUUAUUUAAAUACAAGAGGAUUGUUGUCCCCAAGGAAGACGUUUAUAAGGUCAACGCGAUCUUGUUGGACGAUCGACGCCAGUUUUUGACGUACAAGUCCAAUGUUUCUAUGUACAAAUCCCUGCGCUAUUACGACAAGGUCAAGAAGGAGAUGUUUCAUGAUUGUCACGAUUACUCCAUCCUUCAACAUAAACUGUUUUCUGACCUUAACAGGACGCAUCCAGUAGACCAGUAG